Messenger RNA from Emericellopsis cladophorae, 711 nucleotides. RefSeq lists its product as uncharacterized. The annotation marks the transcript as partial. The record is from RefSeq and is a predicted model, not a curated record. NCBI's taxonomy places the organism in Eukaryota, Fungi, Ascomycota, Sordariomycetes, Hypocreales, Bionectriaceae. The transcript has a single exon.
AUGGACCCUGAGAAAGUCCGGACCGUGCGAGACUGGAAGACACCGACCUGCGUAACCGAUGUACAAGCCUUUCUAGGUUUCGGUAAUUUCUACCGGAGAUUUAUCCGGGACUACUCGAAGAUCACUGCACCCUUGAACCGCCUGACUAAAAAGGGAGUCCCGUUUUGUUGGACUACUGACUGCCGCAACGCCUUCGAAAGCCUGAAAACCGCUUUCAGCACCGCCCCGAUACUAGCCCCGUUUGACUGGGAAAAGAACGUCAUCCUCGAGACAGACGCCUCUGACUAUGUCUCCGCUGGGGUGUUAUCCCAGGUAGGGGACGAUAGGAUACUACGACCUGUUGCUUUCUUCUCGAAGAAGCACACAGCGACUGAGUGCAACUACGAGAUCUACGACAAAGAACUAAUGGCUAUAAUUCGCUGCUUCGAGGAGUGGCGCCCGGAGUUAGAGGGAGCCUCCUCGCCGAUUAAAGUAAUCACCGACCACCGCAACCUAGAGUACUUUACCACAACGAAGUUACUAAACCGAAGACAAGCCCGUUGGUCUGAGUUCCUAUCCCGGUUUAACUUUCAGAUCACCUACCGACCCGGGAAGCAAGGUGCCAAGCCCGACGCCCUGACCAGGAGGUCAGAGGAUCUCCCAAAGGAGGGGGAUGAACGCCUUCUCCACCAGAGCCAGACAGUACUGAAGAGAGAGAACCUGGACCCGAGG